UAGGCGUCUGUCCUCACGGAUUAGAAGGCUGCAGGUGUUUCCUCCAUCUUCAGCCCCUCUGGGCCCCAGCACCAAAUGGUUUCUAAGUUCAGGGCCAUCUGUCCCCACCACCAAAGCUAUGCCGUCUUCAGGGACCAUCUGCAGUCUGCUACUCCUCAGUGUUCUCUGGAUGGAUGUGGCCAUGGCAGGCUCCAGCUUCCUUAGCCCAGAGCAUCAGAAGGCCCAGCAAAGAAAAGAAUCAAAGAAGCCACCGGCGAAACUACAGCCACGAUCUCUGGAAAGCUGGCUCCAGCCAGAGGGCAGAGGACAGGCAGACGGGACAGAGGAGGAACUGGAGAUCAGGUUCAACGCUCCUUUCGACGUUGGCAUCAAGCUGUCGGGAGCUCAGUACCAACAGCAUGGCCGGGCCCUGGGGAAGUUUCUUCAAGACAUCCUCUGGGAAGAGGUCAAAGAAGCACCAGCUGACAAGUGAUUGCUGACAAGACUCACCCCUGUGAUUUCCUCCUGAGCAAGAACUCACACCCAGCCUUCUGCUCCUCUGCAUCUCCUGGC
Arvicola amphibius (Eurasian water vole) is the source of this 552-nucleotide messenger RNA. RefSeq names its product ghrelin and obestatin prepropeptide (gene Ghrl). Gene Ontology annotation, molecular function: ghrelin receptor binding; growth hormone-releasing hormone activity. Gene Ontology annotation, biological process: negative regulation of inflammatory response; gastric acid secretion; positive regulation of growth hormone secretion. The coding region runs from base 119 to 472 and encodes 117 amino acids. Lineage: Eukaryota; Metazoa; Chordata; Mammalia; Rodentia; Cricetidae. The transcript is spliced from 5 exons. Gene Ontology annotation, cellular component: extracellular region. The record is from RefSeq and is a predicted model, not a curated record.